GCCCCGUGACUCACACAGCUCCACAGCUACACGACUGGGCUCUCAGUGUAAAAUACUUUUCAUCAGGGACAGACAAAAGGAUUCUGUUUCAAAAUAUAAACUGCUGCAGCUUGCAAAAGAGCUCGGCAAUUUGGGAGUGACUACACAACUGCAUUUCUCUUACAAGGUUACUGACCUCGCAGAGAAGUCACCUGCUGCCAUCAUGUGGUCUUUGCUGUCUUUAACGAUAAAAUGUGAUGUAGUGAGGCCACCAGUUUUACACCUCUUCACUCCUUUUUUUCUUCGCUUGGUAAACUGGCUUGUGAAGUCUCUCUGACCUGACAUGUCUCCUGGCUGACCGAGCCUCCUGACUGGUUUAUGACCUCCGAGUCAGGGUUCAGAACAGGGGCAUCUUGAAGCAGCCUGCAGGCCCCCGUUUGCUGUUUGAGCGCUGGUUUGGGAUUCGUGGAAUGGGAAGUGUAGAGUUCCUGGACAGGAUGUGGAGUCACUGCUGUAGUGUACAGAGUCUGCAGACCCUCCACCCCCCACCCCCUUACUGACACAGAGCUGGUUUGCGGCUGCAUGAGUCCACAUCUGGAGAAGACAGGAAGCUCCUUUUGGAUAAGUCGCUGUCUCCGUCUGUGUCCCGCUUCAUAAGCAGCAGUAGAUCUAUCCCGGGUGAUGACUCACCUCUGGACUCCCCUGUCAGCCCUGCUGCUGCUGCUGCUGCUUUUAUCUGUGGCUGAACCCCUGAACAGCCCCGAGGAAAAUGAAAACGAAGUCCUGAAGCACGCAGAGGGGGAGCUCACUAAGAGUCAGGCUCAGGUGACCGAGAACGUCAUUGGAAAUCUCAGUGAAACUACACUGAGUCACACAACAACCACAUCAGCCUCCAUGACCACAGUCUCCGUGACCACCAGUCUUGGUCCUCGUUGUCAAGGAAACCAGGUGAUGUUGGAGGACGGCACAGGCUGUGGCUGUCCAUCUGGCAUGGUGAAGGCUGGAGACAACUGUACCUGCCCUGUGGGCUUCACUUUGGAGGCAGCUGCAGGGUGUAAAGAUGUUAAUGAGUGUGAAGGAGAGAGGCCAGGACCAUGUGGUCUCCAUGCCACCUGCACUAAUACUGCUGGCUCCUACUCGUGUACCUGUCUCCGCGGUUACCUGAUGGGCAUUGGAGGGUGCCAUGAUAUAGAUGAGUGUGCUCUGGCUGCAGUGACGGGCCUGCAAGCCUGUCAGGGGGAUGCUGAAUGCAGGAACAGCCCUGGCUCCUUCAUCUGCUCGUGCCCUUCGGGAUAUGUAAUGGCUGUAAAUGGACAAAGCUGUGUAGAUGUAGAUGAGUGCAGCUUCGAGGAGCAGUGUCGCCGCGAGCUGGGUAAUGUGUGUGUGAACACUCCCGGCAGCUUUGUAUGCCAGUGCCAGGCAGGCUUCAGGGCUGAGGCCCCUGCUUGUGUUGGUCCUGUGUGUCCAGACUACACCGUGUGUCAAGAUGUGGAUGAAUGUGCAGAGAAUCCUACGGCGUGUGACGGUCAGGGUGUGUGUGAGAACACGCUUGGGAGCUACAAGUGUGUUUGUCCAACAGGUUACCGGGGAAACGGCACACACUGCGAAGAUGACAACGAGUGUGCUUCAGGUGCUCACGGGUGUGACACCAACGCUCGAUGUGGCAACAUCAUUGGCUCUUACUUCUGCCAGUGCUACCAGGGCUUCAAUGGAGAUGGCCACUCUUGUUUUGACAUUGAUGAGUGUGCUGUGAACAACGGCCACUGUGAACACAACUGCUCCAAUGAGCUGGGAGGGUACAGCUGCCACUGUGCCUCAGGCUACCAGCUGGACCGGGAUGGACGCAACUGCACAGAUGUGGAUGAGUGCUUGGUGCCGAACAGGACCUGUGAACACAUUUGCGUCAACACUCAGGGGUCUUACCAGUGCUCCUGCAGGCCUGGCUACCAGCUGCACAUUGAUGGUUACACCUGUGUGGACAUCGAUGAAUGUAAACUGCAGAAUGGUGGCUGUUCUCACACCUGCAGCAACUCUCCAGGAGGACACACUUGCCAUUGCCCUCCUCCUUUGCUGCUAGGCACAAACAACCUCACCUGCAGCAAUGUUACAUCUUGCAGUCUGAGAAAUGGUGGUUGCGACCACCUAUGUACUGUGAAGGCUGAGGGCCAGGUCCAGUGUAGCUGUCGAGCAGGCUGGGAGUUGGGCGAGGACCUGAGGAGCUGUGUGGAUGUGAAUGAGUGUGGGGACUUCACAAACGGAGGCUGUGAGCAGCUCUGUGUGAACCAUCCUGGUGGGUUCAACUGCAGCUGCAGGGACGGGUAUAAAAUACGAACUGAUGACAUCACCAAGUGCCAGCCUGUGUGUGACCCUCCCUGUCUCAACUAUGGAGUGUGUGUAGGCCCAAACAGCUGUGACUGUCCUCCAGGAUACCCUGGACUCGGAUGCUCAGCCAUGUGUUCCCCACCCUGUGCCCACGGAGGCACCUGUAUGCGUUGGAACAAGUGUCUGUGUCCUCCUGGCUGGACAGGAGCAGGCUGCCACACAGCGGUGUGUGAGUUGCCCUGUGCUAAUGGUGGUCGCUGUGUGGGGCCUGAUACCUGCCAGUGUCCUUCUGACUACACUGGCCCACAGUGCCUCUUGCCCCUGUGCACUCCCGCCUGUCAGAACGGAGGAAGAUGUGUGGAUGUCAACAAAUGCACAUGUGUUGGUGGAUGGCAAGGAGCUCGUUGCCAGAUAGAGCCUGUUCACUGUCAGAAAUCUUGUGUGAACGGUGGAGUGUGUGUGGGCCUCAACAGGUGUCGCUGUGCCAAAGGAUUUACUGGAAAUGUCUGUGAAACAGCUGUGACCACCCCCUGUGUGCCGCCCUGCCAACACGGGGCCACCUGCAGUCCUCACAACACCUGUACCUGUCCAGAGGGCACUGCAGGCCUGCGCUGUGAGAGGCUGACGUGCCCUGUGGUCACCACUGUGGUCAGCAUGGCUCGAGCUGUAAGAAAGGCAUUUAGGGAGAGUUAUGUGGACCGCUGUGGACCGCUGGGAGUUCAGCUUUGCACGAAAUACAGGAUAAACCAGGCACGCGUGUAUCUGCAGGCUUACAGGGUGGGCUACAAAAUCCAGUGUCCAGAGAGGAAGGGCAGAUGAACCAGGAUGUAUGACUGCUCCUGCUCUUGAGGAAACAUCACCAACAGGACAACAUCACAAAGCAACAAACAAGAAGUGAAAUGAGACUGAGUUAGUGAGAGGGUGCUGUGGCUUCUCUGAGGACAGUUUUACCCUUAAAAGUAGCCUCUCUGUUGAAAUGAAAAAGGGGCAAGACUGUAUCAUAAAGGCUGUUUAUUUUAUAAGUAAUGUAUGCUGACAAUUAUGUUAGAACAGAAAUAUUUCUUAGUAUGUGAAAUGUAUAAUGGUUUCAUUAUUUCUCAUGUCUGUGUGUGGCAGCUGAAAGUUAUUAAAAGUUAAAUUUUUGGUCUUUUUACAAAAUAAUGCCUAUUUUCUUACAGAAGAUGUAAAACAAAAAAGAUGUAAGCAGUAUGAGCAGCGUAAACAACCCCCAUUUCCAUUGAGUUUCAAAUGAAAAUCUUUGUGCCGGGAGUCAGGCAGCGUUAAUGAUGAAAGUAUUAUUCACAUUGUGUUUAGUUGUGUUCAUCAACUUACUCACAACUCACUCUGACUCUCUCCUGGAAUUUACAGAUUUUGUUUUGACUUUUGCUGGAACCAUAAUGUAAGUAUGCAACUCAGUAGAAUAUAUGACAGAGGUCUAGUCAUUUUUAUGCACAUUAACGUACAGUUGCUACAUUUUAACUUUUUGUGUUAAUGACCAGCUUAUGUCAUCAACUCAUGCAUCCCACAAUAGCGUUUCUUGGUCUCAUCUGGUUUAUUUGUUACACUUUGACCUGCAGUGCAUGACUGGAUAUGCUUUAUCACAUAGUGCUGAAUAUAUAGUCCUGAUCUCUGCACUAUUUUCCAGCACACAGAGUUCCUUGACCUUGUUUGCCCUUUAUUCUUGUACUGUACACUCCUGUACACUGCAUUCUUUAAUAUAUAAGCAGAAAAACAGCUUCUACUAUGACCCUGAUCAGGGUUUUACAGAUGAACACAUUUUUGUCACAGAAAAAUGACUGUUAAAUCUGUUAAACUGUUAAAUAGAUAGACUGCAUCCUGGAGACGACAUAUGGAAAUUAGCUAAAUCUGGCAUAAAUGAUCUUUUCUCAUUUUGAGAUCAAUGUUUUUGUGUCCUUGCUCAAUAGAAUAAAAUUAAAUUAAAUGUAGAAAGCUAACUAUCCAAUUGGUUUUCCUGGAGUUGGUGGAGACAAGAGUGGACCUAAAGAGAGACUGUAUAUUGGACUUAGAAUCGUCAGUGGCAUAAACACGACUCCAAAUGAACUGAGUCUGUUUUACAGCUAGCUAGCUAUUAUUUUACUCUUUCAGCUGGUAAUGGUGCAGCUAAUUCUAACUAUUUCAUUAACUGAUAUUCAAUUAUACUUAAAUUAAACUUAGAAAUAAACUUCAAAUAAAUAUGCCGUCCUCUGUGGCAUGAGAGAUACAAAGAUCAUUGUUGAGAUGUGCACAUUUUACACUUUUACUACAUUCUGAAGCUGUAUUGUAUGUACAUAUCUGUGGUGUGAUAUUCCAGAUCAGACAGUCAAGACCACUUUUUAAGCUCUGAGUCGUGUCUGGGAAUUGGAUGCAAUUUUA
Scatophagus argus is the source of this 4674-nucleotide messenger RNA. RefSeq names its product multiple epidermal growth factor-like domains protein 6. The coding region runs from base 661 to 3120 and encodes 819 amino acids. The record is from RefSeq and is a predicted model, not a curated record. Gene Ontology annotation, molecular function: calcium ion binding. The transcript is spliced from 23 exons. NCBI's taxonomy places the organism in Eukaryota, Metazoa, Chordata, Actinopteri, Scatophagidae.